AUGGAAACUAACCAGGAUGUAUCAAUAGAAAAAGAAUCGAUUAACAACAAAGAUGAUGAACAGAUAAAUAAAGAAAUCGAAACCAAUGACAACGAUGUAAUAAUAGAAAAUGAUGAUAAAAAUAUAAUUAAAACACCAGAAGUUAAAUCUCUAAAUGAUAAUGAAAUUUUUGAAAAAAUUGUAAAUGCAAUUAAAGAAAAUAAUUCAAAUCUAUUAGGUCAACUUUUAAAAAAACUAUCAAAAAAUAAUGAAGAAAAUAAAAUCGAUAGCAACGAUGAAAGUGAAAAUGAAAAUGAAAAUAGAAAUCAUAAAAAUAAACCACCUAAACACACAAGUAGAAUGUACGAAAAAGAAAUAAACCAUGAAGAAAUUAAAAAAGAAAUUGAUGAAAAUAAUAAACACUUCAACUUCAAACCAAUUUUAAAUAGAAUUUUAAAAGGUAAAACACUAUUAUAUACAGCUGUAGAAUUAGAUUGCUAUAAUGAUAUCGUAUUCUUAUUACUAAAAUAUGGUGCCGAUCCAAAUUAUUUAUGCACUUUAAGCAGCCCAAACAAUGAAGAAUUAGGAUCAACAUCAUCAUCAACAGUAGCAGCAUCAGCAACAGGUAUUGCAAAUGUAGAAGAUUUAGAGACAUUACUCAGCUAUUAUAAAAAGCCAGCAGAUAAAGAGGGUGUAAUUCAUUUAACAGUUAGAAAUGGCGACUCAUCAAUUUUAAAUUUAUUGUUAGACUACGGAGCAGAUGUUAAUAUCCUCGAUUCAUUAUCAAGAUCACCAAUUAUUAUUGCAAGUGCAAAUGGAAAUACAGAAUGUGCAAGAUUAUUGGUUUUAAAGAGUUGCAAUGUGAACCAUGAAGAUUUGAAAAAGAAAACUGCUCUUCAUUUAGCGAUCGAUGGUGGUUUUGAUGACAUUGCAACCACAUUAACACACAAUGGCGGUGAUGUUUCCGUUAGAUAUCAUUAUAGACCAAGAGGAAAAACCGCACAAAUCAACCUCGCAAUACCAAGCCCAUCUGGCAAAGGACGUCCAUCAUUCAAUGAUAGUGCUCAAGACUAUACAGAUUAUAAAGAUGUUAAAAUUUUUAGCAAAUUAGAUCGUUAUGGUAACAUUCAAGAUUCAAAUGGCAGUAAUGGUAACCAAAAUAUGGUAACAAACGACAUAGAACUAACAGAUAAACAACAUCAACAACAAGAAAAAGAACUAGAGUUACAAAGUGGUGUAGGUCGUAAAUACUCUAGAAAAUCAACAAUGAAUAGUGGUCUAACUACCAAUAUAAGUAAACAAAAAAACAAAAAAGAAAUCGAAAAGGAAUUGGAGCGUUCCAUUAAAUGGACCAAGUUAACAAAGAAAUGGGCUAAACGACCUGAAAAGAGACCAUUAAAAGUUAGAUCACGUUCAAUUAAAGGUAUACCAGAUAGAAUGCGUUCAGAGGUUUGGUUACUCUUAUCAAUGGCAACUAUAGAAAAAGAAAAAAACAAAGGCCUCUAUGACCAAUAUGUAAACUCACAUUCAGAAAGUGAAGUUGCAAUCGAUCUAGAUGUUAAUCGUGCUUUUAGAAACCAUAUCUUUUUCCGUGAACGUUAUGGUAUUGGUCAAGUAUCUCUGUUCAAUGUACUCAAAGCAUACUCAAUUCACGACCGUGACAUUGGAUAUACACAAGGUAUGAGUAGCAUCGCAUCGCUAUUGGUCAUGUAUUUACCCGAAGAAGACGCUUUUUGGACAUUACAAGCUCUAAUGAAUCGUCCAGAAUACAACCUACGACCCAUUUUCUUACCAGGUUUACCAGGCUUCUUAAGAAUGGCAUAUGUAUUUGAAAAUCUCUUAAAUGACUAUUUCCCAACCUUAAAGAAAGCUUUAGAUGAUAUUUAUUUAGGCCCACCACUAUACACAACUAAAUGGUUUUUAAUUGGUUAUUUAGAUUCAUUCCCAUUCCAUAUUGCAUUACGUAUUUGGGAUUUAAUUUUUUCAGAAGGUUAUUUUAUUGUCUAUUCAGUAGCAAUGUCAUUAUUUAGAUUAAACGAAAAAUUAAUUUUAGAAAAUAAAGAUAGCUUUGAAAAAUGUUAUAAUAUAUUAAGAUCAUUUGAAAAUUUCGAUAUGGAUGAAGAUCUUUUCAUAAACUAUAUUAUGAAACACAAAAUCAAUGUAAAGAAAAUUAUACACUAUGAAAAUAAAUAUGACCAAGAAAAACCAAAUCCAAGUAUUAACAGAACUACCCAAUCAUUCAAGAAAAGAUUCAGUCUAUUUGUUAAAAACUAA
Messenger RNA from Dictyostelium purpureum, 2253 nucleotides. RefSeq lists its product as uncharacterized. The transcript has 2 exons. The record is from RefSeq and is a predicted model, not a curated record. Gene Ontology annotation, molecular function: protein binding. Lineage: Eukaryota; Evosea; Eumycetozoa; Dictyosteliales; Dictyosteliaceae. Bases 1 to 2253 code for a protein of 750 amino acids.